UGUUUCGCUGUCAGGACCAUGGAGGAGUAAGCAGCCGGCAGAGGAGAAACUUGUGAUCUGAUCUGGAUGGAACCGACGGGUCUACGGGACGUUUUCAAAUGUAUAACACUAUCCAUUGCAGCAAUGGAGGAUAUAGGUCUCCAUCCCAAAGCCACCAAUGACCCCCCUGUCCACAGACCAACAGUCACUGAGACUUUUGGGCUGCACCACAUCCCUCCAGAUCAUCUGCACAUCACUGAUGCAAGCAGGAAAUCUGACAUGCAUAAAGAUGGAGCGUCCAGAAAGAGGUCGUUAAUGAUAGCAGAGCCACACAGCCACUUCCCUCUGCAGAGUGUGGGUCCUCUGGGUGUUGACACCACUGCCAAAAAUGGAAACCCUAAUACGGAAAAGGCUGGGGCUGGCAGGAAAAAAGCCAAAAUCGGAGAUCCAUCAAAGUGGAAACAGAACAAGCAGAAACUGCUGAGGAUGGAGGGCAAAGCCUACGUGAGCAAGCGGAAAAAAGACGGCGAGGUUGUGACAAAACAGCCGAGAGCAAUCGGACCGAGGUGCACGUCGAAUGCAUGCAAAAAGGCAUCAAACCGGCUUUGUAAUGACAUUGACGAGGAGGCCAGAAGGAAAGUGUUUGAUGACUUCUGGCAGCACAUGAACUGGGCUCAGAGGAAACUGUAUGUAGCAGAGCAGGUGGACCGCGACCCCGUGGAAAGAUCUCGGGCGGUGGGGUCACAAUCGAGAAGAUCAGUUUCACUCCGUUAUCACCUAAUGGUGGACGGCAAAAGGAAACAAGUUUGUAAGAACAUGUUCUUGUCCACUCUAGGGAUCGGAGAGUGGUCUGUGCUCAACUGGACUCAGAAAGGUGCAACAACACACAAUGAAUCAAAUGAAAACAAAUUAGAAAAGAGGCAGGCUGUCCCUCAGUGCCCACAACAGAACAUUACUUCUUCUGCAGUCAAUAAUGCUGCAGAACUUACCCAGGAACAAGUGACUGACACUGACAAAGACAAAGACAGCCCACCCGAACCAGAGGGCUCAGGCAGAAAAAAAUCCAGAGUUGCCAAGCCGCUAACAUGGAAGCAAAACCGACAGAAGCAACUCAGGAUGGAGGGAAAACCGUACAUUAGCAAGCGGAAGAAAGACGGCACGGUGAUAACUAAAGGUCAGAGGACGAUGGGAUCCAGAUGCACAUCCAGCGCUUGCAAAAGGGCUUCCAAUCGCUUCUGUGCCGACUUCAGCGAAGAAACGAGGAACAAGCUGUUCACUAGUUUCUGGCAGUGCAUGAACUGGACUCAGAGAAAGACCUAUGUUUGCGGAUUAGUUGACUGCGACCCGGUGGAACGAACCCGAGCGCCGUGGACUCAGUCGAGGAGGUCGGUCUCCAUGCGGUAUCAUUUGAUCGCUGACGGUGACAGAAAACAAGUGUGCAAAAAGAUGUUUCUCUCCACUUUGGGGAUUGGAGAGUGGUCGGUGCUGAACUGGGCACAGAAUGCAUCCCAGCAGGACAGUUCAGAGGAAACCACCAAGAAGCAAACGCAGAGGAAGUCCCGUAAAGCUUCGGAGCAUGUCGUCCUCAACGAGUUCCUCGAGAGUUUACCCAAAGUUCCCUCAUACUGUUGCGGGACGUCCGUCUCCAAGCUCUAUCUGGAGCCGGUCUUCUCAAACAUGUCCGAGGUGUACAGGCACUACUAUAACCACUGCCUGGAGAGGAAGACCACGCCGCUCUCUCGGCAGGUUUUCUGUGCUGUGUUUAAGAAAAGGGACUUGGGAUUGUGUGACCCCAAAAGGGAUCAAGGGUGUUCUUUCGGUGCGACAGGGAAUUUGUUCAAUGAGCUUUGGGAGGAAUACUGCUUGGAAAGAGGAGCUCCAGUGUCACAACCAGAGAAAACAGGUCACCAGUAGAGAAGGACAAAUGCUCUGUGUAUCUCUGCUACUUCAUGGUGAUCAUAUAUACGCUGUGGAAAGUUAAAUUCCAAGACUUUUGCUAAUGACUUCAUGAUCUCACAUUUUAUUAAAUCCUGUGCUUCUUCUUCCAGGCUCACACCAUCUCAAGUAAUCAUGUCCUUAUGCAGCUGAAUAGUUGUUUCACUGAAGGAUAAUUAUUUAUGCACCAUUUUUACUGUCUCCUUCAAAGAAGUUAUGUUCACGAUGUUUGUCUGUUUGUCAGCAGGAUUACGGAAAAAAUACUAGCCGGAAUUACGUGAAACUUGGUGGAAAGGUGUAGCACAGUCCAAGAAAAAAAACAUUUAUUUUUGGAGUGGAUUCGAAUCGCGAGACUGAUAAAAAGUUAUUUUUCAAUUUGUCAGCAAUGCAGAUAUGGCAUGGUCUUGGUGCAGGUCUGCACUCUCAGACAGUUCUCUAGUUUUGUUAUUGUAACAAAGAAUGUUUGAUUUUUAAAAUGUAAAUUCUUAUGAGAUCAGA
Molecule: messenger RNA, 2412 nt
Organism: Centropristis striata (black sea bass)
Lineage: Eukaryota; Metazoa; Chordata; Actinopteri; Perciformes; Serranidae
Exons: 5
Coding region: 67-1893 (608 amino acids)
Source: RefSeq, a predicted model, not a curated record